AGGGCAUUGAUUUUGAUUUUUGGACCGGAGGAUUUUUUGGACAUGGAGAAGUAGUACUUAGUUGUUAAAGCUGUUGCGUCGAAAACAAGUACUUCAGACGAGCUAUUGAAGUAUUUCUGAAAAUCACAAGGAAAGAAACGUAAAAAAAAAUUCCCGCAAGUCCAUCUCCAUCUCAGCAUUGUGCAUAACAACGACUAUCAUAUUUUUUAGGACGGCCACGCUGUCAAUAUUACGACCUAUUUCAUCUUUUAUAUAUUGUGGAAGCGUUUCGCUCGACGAAAGCUUUUUUUUGGAAAACUUUAACUACUGAAAAAACGUGGACAGUAUUGCUAUCGCGUGGAGAAUUGGCCUCAUGAGACGGGAAGUCUCGCUUCUUCUUCUACUGCGGUAUUGAUUUUACUAUAUCGAAUCAACGAGCAGAGGCUACUUACAUAGAUUUUUCCAGAAGUAUGGAAGGGCACUGCGGCUAGCAAAAGCGAAAGUAUUUCUAUUUCUAAAUAACCUUAGGCCAGGGUCUUUAGAAGUACAUCCAUAUGUGGGAAAGUGUUUCUGCCCUGUUAGAAAAUAAUUUGUUUUAUUCACCUUCCGGGGCAACUUUCUCACUCUUCCUAGCCUUCUUCUGAAGAUGGUCAUGGAGAGACUUUAUAACUACUGUUCGCUAUUAUGCUAGUAUUCUCAGUAGCCUGCUUCCUCGACGAUAGUUUUUGCUUUGGCGAACCAGCAACCAAAUUGUAAUCCGAAACAAGUUUGGAAAAUAAGAGUUUUGCACUGCGGCCGGCUACUUCUACAAUUUACUUCACGGCGAAAUUAUGCUAAUCUUUCGUGGCAGCCAUGUGGCGAGGCCUAUACAUUUUGACGUCGAAGUAGACCACGACGACCCGCCUAGUUGUGCUCACAAUCCAGGAGCUCCUGCCAAUACAACACAGCUUUCAACACAGCUGAGCCGAAACAAGAACAACGAAUUGCUAGAAGCCACGAAAGAAACUGCGAUGGAAAAUUACGCAUUCCUUCGAGGACAUGCGUGCAACGGGCUAUAAUUUUUUGGUGGAAUUAAAACAAAAAUAAGCUAUUAAUGUAUAUCAACCAGCGUCAGCAAAUACAAAUAGGUUUAGUAUGCAUGGUCACAGCGAAAUAAACUUCUCGAAGAACGACCUGAAAAAAUAAAAAUGAUCGUCGAGGCGGACAUGAUAUGAUAUCAAAAGUGCACGGGAUCAUGGCGAGAGGCCGAUUACACAUAUCACAGCUACAAAAACAACCAAAAACCACUCCAAGAGCACCAGUAAAAAUAAGUAGGUCCACAACCAGUAGUAUUGAAUGUAUAACGCCUCUGGAAUUUUAAAAGGCAGUGUAUUCAGACUGUAGGACCGCAUGAAAAAAGUGUACAUGAUGUGAAGACGAGAUGAGUAGCAUGAUGUCUGAGUCUACGACUCGGAGGACAGGAGAUGAAAGAGUUUUUCUUUCAAAGCAACAAUGAACAUGACAAUAUCUCCCCAGAGCAGUAGGAAAGGAACGUUCGUCACUACAACUCUGCGCCCGAAAUGAAUGGUGGGUUAGCGCAGAUAGUAAAACGUGAGCUGGACGACGUCGCUCCUACUUCUAGCGGCGAACAUUACUGUCGAU
Molecule: messenger RNA, 1620 nt
Organism: Amoebophrya sp. A120
Lineage: Eukaryota; Dinophyceae; Syndiniales; Amoebophryaceae
Source: the annotation of a GenBank genome assembly